AUGGCCGACGUACAUUCCCUGGCUAUUGAUGUUCGCCAAGCCUUGGCGAAUUUGAUAUUUGCAGCCUCCAGAUAUGGUGAACUGCCAGUACUACAUUCUUUGCGUUGCUUUUUCGGAGAGCGUUAUGGUCGUGAAUUCGAAAUAGCCAAUGUUGAAUUACAUCGUGAAAAUAUGGUGAGUUCUCAGAUAAAGUUGAACCUAUGCAGAAAUUUGGUGGCAGAUGAUGAGAAACUCAAAUUGAUAAGCGAAAUAGCUAAAGAACACUCUCAUUUUCUGGGGUUCUGGGAUUGUCAACAAAGCUCCAAUAUGCAAUGCCAUAAGAUAAAUAGCCUCUCUCACACAGAGUUCAAGCCUGCUCAAAGAGCUGAAGUUUUGGAUUUGGACAUAUUUGAAAUGUAUCCCGACAAUGACUCGGGCAAUAGUAAUGGUACUCCAGGUAGUUCUAACCGGGUGAAGAUAGACGUACAUGUACCUAAAGUGGAAUAUAAAGAGGCGUUAUCUGCUAGGACUUCCUCAGAUGGUAUGACAGCAACCCCUAGGAUGAGUAUUGUAUAUCUUGAUGAUGACUUGGACGAGAAGUCAGUGAACCAAGAACACUGCAGCAUGCCUCAGAUUGAUAUUGCCCGUACUAGUUUGGAUUCAUGGGGUGGAAAUGCAGGCUCAGUGACUGAUCCGAGAACUGGUCUAGCCAACAAAUGUUCCAGCGACAAAACUGCAUCACCCAACCUUCAGUCCUGGCCUUGCUCCGAGCGAGAUAACGUGGGAAAGAAUGGAGGGAAGAUUGUCAAAGGUCGCCAUCCAUUUCGCAGCCCAAAUGAUGAACUGCGGAAGAGCAGACAAUGUUGCGUGAGUCAUGUCCACCCAAAUCUUCCAAACAAUGAAGAUGUGGUGGCCAUACUUACAGAUAUCGAUGCAGGGUAUAAUAUGGGAGAUAAUAAUCAAAUCAAUUCAGAUAUUAUCCUGAUUUGA
Messenger RNA from Juglans microcarpa x Juglans regia, 969 nucleotides. RefSeq lists its product as uncharacterized. The record is from RefSeq and is a predicted model, not a curated record. The coding region runs from base 1 to 969 and encodes 322 amino acids. Gene Ontology annotation, biological process: protein transport. Lineage: Eukaryota; Viridiplantae; Streptophyta; Magnoliopsida; Fagales; Juglandaceae. The transcript is spliced from 3 exons.